ACCCUCAGAUGGCACAGCUCCUUUGCCGUUCCUCAAGAGCAAUGCCUGUAACACGCAUCCAGGACAGCAAGAGCGCUUUUGUAUGCAAGUACCAGACCUGUUCUUCUUAAAAACAAUCUAGAAUAGCUGCAAGCAAAUAUCUCAACAGGAUUUUGUUACGUUUACGGCCGCAGAGAGUGUUCAUUUUUAAGCUGCUCUCGGUGGAACGCAGGGACUACACACAGCCGGAAUCUUUCCCGGUGCCGCCCCGCCGCUAUGGCUGCUCGUCCGCUCGGGAGGAUGCUCGGGAGCCGCCGCCUGCUCCUCCUGCUGCGCUCCCCGCUGCUGAGCGCCGGCCGCGCCCGCGCUGCGCACAGAGGCACAGACACAGACCCCCUCACUAAACAAGCUGAAGCAGCUGCUGCUACAGACUGGAAAAAAAAAUUGUCUCCGGAGCAAUUCUAUGUUACACGAGAAAAAGGAACAGAACCGCCAUUCAGUGGGAUCUACCUGAAUAACACAGAAUCAGGAAUAUACUGCUGUGUGUGCUGCAAUGCCCCCCUCUUCAGCUCAGAGAAGAAGUACAAUUCUGGAACUGGAUGGCCAUCUUUUUCUGAGGCUUAUGGUACUUGUGGCAGAGAUGAAACUAACACCAAUAUUGUGAGACGACCAGAUAACUCACUGGGGUCAAGAAGAACUGAAGUUGUCUGCAAACAGUGUGACGCCCAUCUAGGCCAUGUGUUUGAUGAUGGACCCACACCUUCUGGGCAGAGGUUCUGUAUCAACAGCGUUUCAUUAAACUUCAAACCAGGCUCUGGUCAGUGAGGAGUGGCUCUCUCUGGCUUGCAGAACAUUCUUUCUCUGCUCGUACAGCAUGCUUGUGGAAAACUCAUGCUUUUAAUAUAUAACUCAAAUUUUAGUAUUUAUGCUGUAGUAGCUUUGUUUUCCAGCUGUUAUCAUUGUUGAAAAAAUACAUAUUUUUGUUUUAACUCUUUGUCAGUCUGUCUUUUCAUGGUUAGUGUGGUGGGUUGAUCUCCUUAUUGUAUUUUUUAAUUAAAAAAAAAUAAUCUGUGCAAUAGUUCACAUUUGCAGCUAUCAACAUUAGUUGUAUUGAGGCUGCUGAAAUGAGGUGCUCUCCUGAACCUGACUGCCUGUUCUGAGCAGAAGUUGUGGCACUCAGGAACACAUGUACAUGGCUGAUCAUGACAGACUUAUACUUCUAAAAAAUCAUCAUAACCUUCUAAAGGGAAGCAAAAAUAAAAUGAAUCUUCAAAUAAGGUCUGAGAGGGUUUUUUUCCCCCUGAUGUGAGAGACCCUUAGCUGAGCCAAGUGACUUUUCUGUGAACCCAUAAAAGCACAAAGUCCUGAAGGAGGACCCAAUUAAAACUAUUUCAGGCAAUGGAACCAGUGGAGACAUGAAGUCUUUCUUCUUUUUAAUCAGUUAUUUUGAUUCUGUAUCCAAUCGCAGAGUUGAAAUAGGGUUUGCUCCAGAAACUUCUCUUACAGCAAUUAUAUUAUAAUAAUGUAAUGAUAUGUGUAAUAUUUGCAGACUACUGUUAUCACUUAUGUAUUUCAGAAUCCAAAAAUAAAAAUCAGUAUGGAAUUUACUGUAUUUGUGGGAAAUAAAUUGGCA
This is a messenger RNA of Haemorhous mexicanus (house finch), 1612 nucleotides long. It is a transcript of the gene MSRB2, whose product is annotated as methionine sulfoxide reductase B2. The coding region runs from base 256 to 804 and encodes 182 amino acids. The record is from RefSeq and is a predicted model, not a curated record. Gene Ontology annotation, biological process: response to oxidative stress; protein repair. Gene Ontology annotation, cellular component: cytoplasm. Gene Ontology annotation, molecular function: peptide-methionine (R)-S-oxide reductase activity. The transcript has 6 exons. Lineage: Eukaryota; Metazoa; Chordata; Aves; Passeriformes; Fringillidae.